GUGUUUUGUGUGUAUGUCUUGGCAUCUCCAAUGGCUGCCCAUUGCCCAAAACAUGGGGAGCAUGAAGGCGUUGAAAUGAGAAAUGAAAUUGGGUUAACAACUUCAACAUUGAAAGGGUCAGCGGAGCUCCCUCAUGUCUCGGAGGGUGGGUUGAUGGAUGUUCACAAAUUGGGGUUGUGAGUGAUUUGCAGCACCACCACCACCACCCACAACCACCACCAUGCACCUCCCGCCGUGCGCAUUUCACGCUUCCCUUAAAUUGUCAAUCAGUUUUAAUUCGUUCCCAUCCCAAUUAAUUAAAUAACCCCCUCUUCAUCCUCCUUUUUCUCUCUCUCUUUCCUUCUUAUACCCAUCCCCCCUUAUCCCCGCCAUUCCUUUCUUAAUUUCUUUCCUUAGUACUUUACCCUUCAAUCAACAUGCUUUCAUGAUCCAGGCUCUGCUAAAACUUCUGAGCAGACAAUUAGCUCCAUAUCUAUGGCAACAAAAGCAAAGGAUGGUCAUGGUACUCUCGGGAAGGAGAAGGCAAGGGGUACAUCUCCAUCAAAUUCCCAUUUAUCAGAUACCACUCCCCGCAAAAGGAGUCCCAAGAACUCCCGGUCAGGUUCUCCUGCAGAUAAACCAACUCCAAACUAUCUCAAGCCAACCAUAAGCUCGCAACUUGACUCCUGCAAGCAUGGGAAGAAACCUGUCUCUCCAGACACCGCCUCGAGGCCCACUCUUAAUCGAAGAAAAUCUUUCGACAAGUCUCCCUUGACGUCGGGAGUCCAAAAAGCAGUUGUCUCUCAAACUCCUAAAGACAGAACAUUUCGAUCCUUGCCCAUUUCAUCUAGAAACACUGCUUCGCCAAAAUCUAGUGUUUCAGAGAGGCUCUCAAAACCGUCAUCCACGGGUGGAAAAUCACAGGCAGCAGCUGCUAAACCAAAGAGUACUCUGAAGAAGAGCAGUAGCCCUGUCAGGAAGGAGCCCAAUACCAAUGCUGCGGCAGACAGAGUUCCCAAUAGUCUCCCUCAUGAUGUGACUGAUAACGUUCCAAACGUUGAGUCUGAGCACGAAGAUCAAGAAGCAUUGGUUUAUGCAGUUGAGGAAGAGAUAGCACACGUUGGGAGGAAAGAAGUGUUAUCUGAAGUUACAGCAUUGGAAAACAAUGAACAUGCUGAUCAUGUCAAUGGUGAACAACCCAGGAACGCCGAUGAGGAGAUCAUAGUGCAGCCUUCUGACCCUGCAUCAGUUUCAAAAGAACAGACCAGUGCAUCUCAAGAUGCUGGGAUAGAAGAGGCUAAAGAGAAAACAAAUGGUGGAGAAACUGUUAGUCCACAUGAAGUAGAAGAGAACAACACCAAAGACGAAGCCGAUGAGAAUCACGCGGAAGAGAGUUUUGCUGAGGAACCUCAGGCUGAGGCAGGGGACAAAGCAGAAGACGUUGCAACUGAAGAUCUCAAUGCUGAAAACGGUGAAAAGGAAGUCUCCGUUGAAGAGUCCGGAGCAGAAAAUAAGCUUGGAGAAUCAAGUUCCCAACAGCGCGAAACUUUGGGUGAGAAGGAAGAGGUGGAUGAAGGAUUAACUGAAAGGCUAAAGUUCAAGGCAAGGGAAGAAGUGGAAGGCGGGGCUGGAGAGGCAAAGGCAGAGGCAGAGAACGUUGUGCUGAAGCGCCAGGGAGCUCAAGGGAAGAAGGAUUCUCCAGCAUACAAUGACGUGAUCGAGGAAACAGCAGGUAAGCUCCUGGAGAAGAGGAGGAACAAGGUGAAGGCGCUGGUUGGGGCCUUCGAGACUGUCAUAUCCUUGCAGGAGCCCGAGGCUUGACACAAUUGCUGCCUCAACCCAGAUGAGACUAGUUGAUCAGAAGAGAGCGCCAUUUCCUUCUCCUAAACCAGUUCAUGGAUCGUGAACUUUGUUCAGUUUCAUUAGCUCUCUGUCAAAUUGAAAGUUCAUGAAGCCUUAGGAGGAGGAGGAAGAACUUUCAUUUCUAAUACGCAAUUGAAGUAUGGAUUCUUUUGUAUUUAUAAAUUUGUGAAAUAAGAAACAUAGGUUUCUUUUUCUUGCA
Molecule: messenger RNA, 2041 nt
Organism: Malania oleifera
Lineage: Eukaryota; Viridiplantae; Streptophyta; Magnoliopsida; Santalales; Ximeniaceae
Exons: 2
Coding region: 475-1800 (441 amino acids)
Molecular function (GO): calmodulin binding
Source: RefSeq, a predicted model, not a curated record